This is a messenger RNA of Cyprinodon variegatus (sheepshead minnow), 794 nucleotides long. It is a transcript of the gene pomp, whose product is annotated as proteasome maturation protein. Gene Ontology annotation, cellular component: nucleus; cytoplasm. NCBI's taxonomy places the organism in Eukaryota, Metazoa, Chordata, Actinopteri, Cyprinodontiformes, Cyprinodontidae. The coding region runs from base 16 to 516 and encodes 166 amino acids. Gene Ontology annotation, biological process: proteasome assembly. The transcript is spliced from 6 exons. The record is from RefSeq and is a predicted model, not a curated record.
CGGGACUUGCACCGGAUGUUUCGUAAUUACUGUGCUACACCGGCGGAUAUACAAGCUUACCAAAAGGAAAGUGCAAGGAAAGGAGACACAAUGAACAGCCGUGGACUCCGCUCUCAGCUCAAAGACAGUGUACCUGUAGCAGGACUGUGUCCACAGGGGGCCUAUGGGGUGCAGGACUCUCUGCGGAGCGGCUUCACCAGCAUAAAGAAUGAGCUCCUUCCAAGCCACCCUCUGGAGUUAUCAGAGAAAAAUUUCCACCUUAACCAGGACAAGAUGAAUUUCUCUACGCUCAGAAACAUCCAGGGUCUUCACGCUCCGCUCAAAUUGCAGAUGGAGUACAGAGCGGCCAGACAGAUCCAGCGUCUGCCCUUCUUACCAAGCUCUAACCUUGCUCUCGACACACUGCGAGGAAGCGAUGAGUGUAUCGGUUUUGAAGACAUCCUCUGUGAUCCAGCUCAGAGUGAAGUGAUGGGGGAGCCUCACAUGAUGGUAGAAUACAAACUUGGAUUGCUGUAAAAACAAGAACCUUGAAAAUGGACAACCCAACACAUAAUUAGGUUCCUUUCUCCCAAUACAUAUGAUGAUCUAUUCCAGAACAGGUUAGAAGUUGUCAGCUCAGAACCGUCAUUUAGCCACUUGUCAAGCAUAGGGCGAGCUCUAUGCGUGUCAGUGAGGUGAUGCAAGUCAAACAGAGGCAGCGAUUUAAAAACAGUCACCCAACUGGUUUUCAUGGCCCCUUUUUUGUUGUUUGAAUCUGCUUGAUAUUUCUAAUAAAAGAAUAAUGUACUUCCUCG